CUCCCGUCCCCCAGCCGCUACCCUCGGCUCCCGCCGCGGCUCCCGCUAUGGCCGCGCUCCGCAGGCUCCUGUGGCCGCCGCCUCGGCUGUCGCCGCCUCUCGGCCCUCAGCAGCCCUUCCUGUCCCCGUGGGGGCGGCCUGCGGGCACGGCUCCCGGGCUGUCGGGCCGGCCCUUCUCCUGCCGCGAGGAGGACGAGGGGGCCGUGGCUGAGGCGGCGUGGCGGCGGCGGCGCUGGAGUGAGCUGAGCAUCGCGGCGGCGGCGGGCGGGGGGCUGGUCGGCUUCGUGUGCUACCAGCUGUAUGGGGACCCCAGAGCAGACCCCUCGGAGCUAGCGGUCCCGGAACCCGAGGACCUGCCCCGGGCCAGGGGGCUGCUACCCAUCCCGGUGGCCGCCGCUAAGGAGACGGUUGCUACUGGCAGAGUUGUUAGUGAAGAUUUGGACCUCUAUGCUACAUCUCGAGAGAAACGAUUUCGCUUAUUUGCAUCUAUAGAAUGUGAAGGACAGUUAUUCAUGACUCCAUAUGAUUUUAUUUUGGCUGUUACAACAGAUGAGCCCAAAUUUGCUAAAACGUGGAAGUCACUUUCUAAACAGGAAUUAAGUCAGAUGCUCUCAGAAACACCACCAGUUUGGAAGGGAUCAUCAAAGCUCUUUCGAAGUCUUAAAGAAAGAGGUGUGAUUUCUUACACUGAAUAUCUUUUUCUUUUAUGUAUUUUAACAAAGCCUCAUGCAGGAUUUCGAAUAGCUUUCAACAUGUUUGACACAGAUGGAAAUGAGAUGGUGGAUAAAAAGGAAUUUUUGGUGCUUCAGGAGAUAUUCAGGAAAAAAAAUGAAAAGAGAGAAACUAAAGGAGAUGAAGAAAAACGUGCAAUGCUGCGUCUUCAACUGUAUGGAUACCAUUCUCCUACUAAUAGUGUACUUAAAACAGAUACUGAAGAACUCGUCUCCAGAAGCUACUGGGAUACCCUGAGACGUAACACAAGCCAAGCGCUCUUUUCAGACCUCGCAGAGCGUGCUGAUGACAUCACAAGCUUAGUAGCAGACACUACACUGCUGGUACACUUUUUUGGAAAGAAAGGAAAAGCUGAGCUCAACUUUGAAGAUUUUUAUAGAUUUAUGGACAACCUACAAACAGAAGUUCUAGAAAUAGAAUUUCUUUCCUACUCUAAUGGAAUGAAUACUAUCAGUGAAGAAGAUUUUGCCCACAUUCUUCUACGGUAUACUAAUGUGGAAAAUACAACGGUAUUUUUGGAAAAUGUGCGCUACAGUAUACCCGAAGAAAAGGGCAUCACGUUUGAUGAGUUCCGGUCAUUUUUCCAAUUUCUGAACAACUUAGAAGACUUUGCAAUAGCUCUCAAUAUGUAUAACUUUGCAAGCCGUUCCAUAGGACAAGAUGAAUUUAAACGUGCUGUCUAUGUAGCUACUGGACUGAAACUUUCACCACAUUUGGUGAACACCAUAUUCAAGAUUUUCGAUGUUGACAAAGAUGACCAAUUAAGUUAUAAAGAGUUUAUUGGAAUUAUGAAAGACAGACUCCAUAGAGGAUUCCGGGGUUAUAAAACAGUCCAGAAGUAUCCGACCUUCAAAUCCUGCCUGAAAAAAGAACUUCAUAGCAGAUAAAUCCUCCUAAAGCAAAGAUGGAAGGAUUAUGAUCUAUGUGACAAGCAUGAAACAAGUUUAUGAGCGUGGAUCCAAGUGUGAAGUCAGAGCAUGCAGAAAAGAAAGGGAAAGGUGAAAUACUAUGAAAUGACAUUUUUUUCCUUGAACUGAGUUCAUCAAUGUAAAACAGAGGAAAAUUGAAUCUUCUAAUUAGCCUGGGAUUUGAUCCCUAGAACCACCAAGAGAAAACUUACUGCUUUCACAGUGAUUUGACUGAAUUCUGAACUUUUUCAUUCCCUUCACAAGUAUUUGGGUAGUCCCGAUGACUAUCUGAGAAUGUAUUUAGAUUGUUUAUUUAUUUAUUAGAAAUGUCCUUUAUUUCAAAAUAAUUUAUGCAUCAUAGAAUUUAGAUAACUUAUAAACAAAAACACAUUUUCUUAUGGUUUGGACUAUGAACCUGUUUUCAGACAGUGAAUAUUGCUUCCGAUUUGUCUUAGGGCCCUUAGGUUUGUUAGUAAGUUCCUGUUAUGUACCUUGUAUUUAAUUAUACCGAAGUAGUUUCAGAAAACAAGUGAAAAUUUACUAAAUAAUAUGAUGGUUUACAUUGUACUUUCAACUUUUAAAAGUACUUAUGUAAUAUACAUUGUUGGAUUUGUGUAAAUUUUUGUUUGUUUUUGCUGUUUUUGUGUAUUUUGUUUUUGUACCAAAGUCAACAGAAUUUCAGGUAUUUUAUUUAAAAAAGCAAUUUAGAUUUUUUUUAAGAAAACAUAGUGCUGAUGUUAGAAGCCAGGACAGUGGUAGUAGUAAUUACCAUGGAGGGCACGAGGUGCUGCUCCUAAUUGCAAGCAGACUAUAUGGAAAUAAUAUUAGUAACAUAUUGGAUAUUGUUAAAACUAUGUGUGUAGCAUCCAAACUAAUAUAAAUGAUUUAGAAGUUUGAUGUAUAUUUAAUAGGUAGAAGAUAAAUUUUUGUUUCUUGCAAAAGGACCACAUGCAAAAUUGAUCCAAACAGCCAGCAGUGAUGAGCCAUUUGUGUAUAACUCUUUAUAUUGAAACAAUGUCUUAAAACUUUCUUCACUUGAGAGACUGGCCAGAAAGGUCGCAACUCAAGACCUGCCUGGGCUCUGAUGCAUUUGGGCAACUUGGGCAAUUUGGACAAAUCCUGCUAAAAGUAAAAACUGCUGGGGCAGUAGCUCAGUGCCAGAGGGCUUGCCUAUCAUGUUUGAGGGCUCAGAGUUAAUUCCCAACACCGCAAAUUUAAAAAAAGAAAGAAAGAAGGAAAGAUGAAAAAGAAAUCCUAGAUUUUCACAUUGAAAAAGAAUUUUAGAAUACUUAAUACAACUUUGACUACCUGAUAAAAUUGGUUUAUACAAGGAUAUUAUAAAAUAAACAAUGACUUUAAGUUAAUAUAUUUAUGUAUUGCAUGUAUUAUAUAUUAUUAAUGUAAUACCUAAAAUAGAUUCAUGUAUCUUUUUCCAUAAGACGUAUUUUGUAUAAUUUGCAUACACUCCAACCAUUACUUUGCUUUUGCUUAUGAAAAUAGGAAACACUGGCUUUAUUUUUCUAAGUUAUUGAAUGUGAAAUUGAUCUGCAUCAGCUUAUUUAUAAAAUUAUUGUUAUUUCAGUGUUAAUUGUAUUGUUUUGUGUUUUUUAGACUUUUCCACAUUCUUUGUCUGGUAUUAUUUAUUGUACCAAUAUAGAAAUAUACAUGUGCAAAUAUAGUAUAAUAUACUUAUUUAAUUUCACCUGCUUUGAAAUUUUAGUCAUUUCAUGUAUACACAGAGAUGCUUAGCUGCGUAUUUAUCAUGCCUCAGGCCUAGAAUGUUCUCAGUAGUACAUGGAAUGUAAAAUAAUUGAAAAAAUACAAAUUAAUUUUGGCUAUAAGUUAUAUUAUCACAUAUAAAUGGAAGCCUUGUUAAUGUGGAUUAAAAUUAAAUAACCUAUUUAAAGAUCCUUUAUAAGUCUUGUCAUUGUCCCAAGGGCGUAAUACCCAUAAUGUAAGCAUAGUCACUAUUCUCUAUUGCUUUAUUAUAAGUGGGUCUGUUUGUAAGGUGGAAAGAUAAUAUAAAAAUAAAAAUAAAUAAGAUAUUCUGAUGAAUUAAUAUGGUAAGAGAAUAGUGAAUUACAAUGUUUCCAUCUGUAUCACUCUUAAUCUUUUUUGUCUGUAAAAUAGAGGUAAAAAUAAUAGCAGCUGAAAUAUUUUGAAUGUUUUGCAAAAAAUGCACUAAAUACACAUAUGUUAACUUCAAAAUUUCCCUCUACAAAUUAUAUAAAUUUCACAAAUACUAAACCCUACAAAAAUUUUAGUAUUGUGCUUCUUAAAAAAAUUCUACAUGAUAAAUGAUACUCAGUACUUCUCAGAAUAGUCAAUAAUAAAUUGUUUUAGCUUAAAGUCUGCUUGUUAAUAUAAAUCUUAAUUGUAAAGCUACAAUUGUUAUGUUAUCUUAAAAUAAAUGUACCUCCUUUGAACCAAGAAA
Molecule: messenger RNA, 4074 nt
Organism: Mesocricetus auratus (golden hamster)
Lineage: Eukaryota; Metazoa; Chordata; Mammalia; Rodentia; Cricetidae
Gene: Micu3
Product: mitochondrial calcium uptake family member 3
Exons: 15
Coding region: 48-1619 (523 amino acids)
Biological process (GO): calcium import into the mitochondrion; mitochondrial calcium ion homeostasis
Cellular component (GO): uniplex complex
Molecular function (GO): calcium ion binding
Source: RefSeq, a predicted model, not a curated record